AUGCUCAGCUUUCUUUCCCCCAAACGUGCUGGCGCCAUCCGAGUUUGGCGCAAUGGUGCGUUUUGUGUGGGACCCAACUAUAUUUUCGCAGCUUCAUGUUUUCUUUCCAUUAUCGCUGUGUCUACUGCUUCUAUCGCGCUUAACAAUAUGCUGAUGUUACGAAUUUUGUGUGGUACCUCAGCCUUUCUGUCUCUAGGAUUCAUGUGGCUCUGCUCCACAUCAGAUCCGGGAAUUUGCCCAUGGCGUACUCGUGAGGAAAUGGAGCGCGAUACAAAGAAUGGGGUGUCAAAAGGAAAGGAUGCGGAACUCGUUACGUUUAUUAAUAAAAAUGGUGAGGAAGAAAGCGCCUUGCUGCGUUGCAAAUGGUGCUAUACCUGUAAUCAGUUUCGGCCUCUACGUGCAGUUCACUGUAGUUACUGCGGCGUUUGCAUCUUACGACGCGAUCAUCAUUGUCCUUGGGUUGGUACAUGCGUAGGGGAGCGCAACUACCGCUUCUAUUGGUUCUUUUUGUGGUCUGUGACCUGCCUUUCCUUAACAGUUUUAGUCAGUGGGGUUUGGGGGAUCGCAAUUCGGGUUGCGCGACUCUGUGGCACCGUGUUCUGCACCGAGAAGAGCAUGUUUGUUUCAGCAUUUGGGGAAACGCACUACAUUGAACCAACAAUUUCAUUAGUUGCUCUCAUUUCGUGCGCUUUUGUAGCACCAUUGGCGGUGUACCAUGCGAUGCUGGUAACAAAGAACAUGACCACUGGCGAGGAACUGAACUGUGAUGGCGUUUCGGUGCACUACUUCAGCCGUGGUGGGUGUGUGGCUAACGUAAAAGCCUCACUUUGUUCUCCUAUCCCACCGUCGAUUUUCCAGGAAGGUGUUAGCAGUUUAACGCCACUCGCUACGGCCGUCGUGAUGGUUGAAGAGGCGGAGGUGUGA
Molecule: messenger RNA, 924 nt
Organism: Trypanosoma brucei brucei TREU927
Lineage: Eukaryota; Euglenozoa; Kinetoplastea; Trypanosomatida; Trypanosomatidae
Exons: 1
Coding region: 1-924 (307 amino acids)
Biological process (GO): peptidyl-L-cysteine S-palmitoylation; protein targeting to membrane
Cellular component (GO): endoplasmic reticulum; Golgi apparatus
Molecular function (GO): protein-cysteine S-palmitoyltransferase activity
Source: RefSeq, a predicted model, not a curated record